AGCAUUUAUUACUUAUUUAUAGACUAUAUGAAUAGGAUAACAAAAUAUUAACAUAGUCAAAUGUAUUUGAAAAUGCAUUUAGAAAGCACUACAAUAUAUAGUUUGAACUGUUCCCAAUUGUUUUCAGAGAUCUGAUUUCCAUCUGUUGUUACGGUGUUAGAGAGCGAGAGAGAGAGAAAGAGAGAGAGAGAGAGAUCAUUUGGAGACGUCGGUGCUUUGCUCACUUGGGUUUUGGGGAGUGAACCAAACAGCCAUGGUAAUAAAAGUCUUCAUAGCAUCAUCCUCUGGAUCGACAGCGAUUAAGAAGCAGCAGCAAGAUAUCAUGGGUUUCCUAACUGUCAACAAGAUUGACUUUAAGGAGUGUGACAUCGUAACUAGUGAAGAAAACAGGAAAUGGAUGAGGGAGAACGUACCUGAGGACUUCCGACCAAUGACGGGGGUCCCCCUGCCUCCACAGAUAUUUAAUGAAGAACAUUACUGUGGGGUGAGUGUUGUACUGUACUGACGCCUUCACAGUGUAGUGAAGCUUACUGUCUGAAGCUGAUGAGAGGUCAAAGGACAGACAGUACGCUAGCAACUGCAUAGUAAAGAAAAGUAUGCUUUGAUAAGCAAAAGUGCCUGGUUUAUAUUUUUUCUGUUCUAAUUUAAGGUAGACAUUCUCAACGUACUCUUUGAGAAUAUUGCAGCCUGGUACCUUUGUAGCAAUUUGUGUAAUAAUGAUAAAUAAUAAUACAUUUUAUUUUAAGCGCUUUUCACGACACCCAAAGUUACUUUACAAACACAAGAACAUCAGCAGGGUAAAAAAGCUAUAAAAUCAUGUAUUCAAAUAAUUAAGAAUAUGAAUAUACCCAACAUUAGGAAAACCUUCCUAAUAUUGAGGUGCACCCCCCCCCCCCCCCCCCCUCCUUUUUGCUCUCAGAACAGCCUCAAUUCGUUGGGUACGGACUCUACAAGGUGUCGAAAGUAUUCCACAGGGAUGCUGGCCCAUGUUGACUCUAAUGCUUCCCACAGUUGUGUCAAGUUGGUUGGAUGUCCUUUGGGUAGGGGACCAUUCUUGAUACACAUGGGAAACUGUUGAGUGUGAAAAACCCAGCAGGUUGCAGCUCUUGACACAAACCGGUGUGUCUGGCACCUACUACCAUCCCCCUUUCAAAGGCACUUACAUAUUUCUUCUUGCCCAGUCACCCUCUGAAUGGAAUACAUACACAUGCCAUGUCUCAAUUGUCUCAAGGCUUAAAAAUCCUUCUUUAACCUGUCUUUUCCCCUUCAUCUACACUGAUUGAAGUGGAUUUAGCAAGUGACCUCAAUAAGGGAACAUAGCUUUCACCUGGAUUCACCUGGUCAGUCUAUGUCAUGGAAAAAGUAGGUACUCUUAAUGUUUUGUACACUCAGUGUAUAAAAGUAUACUAAACAUAAGCACAGACUAACCAGGGAGGUGAACUAGACAGAGGAUAAAAGCUAAGACAACAGAGUGUCCGGGUAAGCCUGUGUGAAGAGGUGUGUCUUUAGUGUGGACUUGAAUAUGUGUAUGGAUUGUGAGGUUCUGACAUGGAGAGGGAGGGAGUUCCAGAGUUGGGGAGCUGCCCUGCCCUGCUAAAACCCUGGUCUCCCAUGGAGCGGAGCCUGGUGUAAGGGAGGGUGAGGAGGCCGGUGUCAGAGGAGCCCAGUGAACAGAUUGGGUGGGAGUGUAGGGGUGCAGGAGGACAGUAAUGUAUGUUGGCGCCAGUCCAUUGAGUGCUUUGUAGGUGAGCAUGAGCAAUUUGAAGAUGAUCCUACAUUGAACUGGGAGCCAGUGGAGUUUGAUGAGGGUGGGGGGGACUCAUGCAGCUGAAUUUUGAAUAUGUUGAAGUCUGUCCAGUGUUUUGGAGGGGAGUCUGAAUGGCGUUGCAGUAGUCCAUGCGUGAUAAAUCAAAAGCGUGAAUGAGGGUUUCAGCAGCGGGGUCAGUGAGAGAAGAUCUGAGUCGUGAGAUGUUUUGAGGUGGAAGAAGGCUGCCUUGGUGAUGUUCCAGAUGUGGGGUUCAAAUGACAGAGUUGGGUCAAAUGUAACACUAAGGUUCCUGACAGUGGAGUUGGAGUGGAUUGUGCAGCCGUCCAUUGUCAUGUUGAGUUGACCCAGUCUCUCGAUGACGGAGUUGAGGUCCAUGAGCAUGAUCUCUGUUGUAAUAACUUUCUGAAACAUACUUAGUGAGACAGCUACCUUUUGUAUUGUCGUUGCAGAAUUACGAGGCCUUCUUUGAUGCCCGUGAGGAGCAUGCAGUGUAUGCAUUCUUGGGCCUAACAGCCCCUCCAGGCUCCAAGGAAGCAGAGGCCUUGGCUAGACUGGAGCAACAGUAGCCGCAUGGUUUUGAUUAGCAGACCACAGUGCCCUCUCCUGUCAUCCUCCAUUCAGCUCUACAGCAGCUUGCCACUGCUCGUCUGGAAAACGUCUUCUCAGACCAAUCAUAGCGCUUUAUUUUGUUGUGAAAGGUAAUCAGAAUGGUAUCAAAUUGACCAAAUGUUGUGUUUUUUGACAAUGUCUUUAAAGUGGUGACCUUGUACUGUUACAAUAGUUCAAGUCAAUGCUGGGCAGUAUCCCAUGUUCAAUAUCAUAUUGAAAUCAAGGCAGAAUGAGUGCCCAAAUACUAGGAAUUUAGUAGAUGACAAAGACAUGCUUUGCACAUAUGAGAAUUUAAAUCAAUGAGAUAUUUUUCAUGUUUGAUAAUAAAAAUGUUACUUUUACUACUCAGUCUCUCUUAUUCUUACCCAGUUUCCUUCUUAUUCUUGUUUAGCUCAAAUUAACAUUGCAAAGAAUACUGUUGUCACAUAAUUGUUUCAGUUCUCCUUACAUUCUAAAUGGAAUGUCACACCACAGAAGGCAGAAGCUGAAAAGCAGGGGCAGUGAGUGUUCUAAUUUUAUUUCUAACAAUGCUUCCUGUUUUUGACAUUUGCUACUCAGAAGCUCAGUACAAUUAGGGACAGCACAUUACCGUGGCUGCUCACCAGUUAGAUAAAUCUGUAGCUAACUUAUAAACCUUGUAUUAGUGGACAGACUAAAGGAACACCAUCUAUUAUAAAAACAGAGUGGUUGUCAUGUUGGGAGAAGCCUUCAUCAGAGUCUUCAGGUACAGGGAAGAGGAUUGUGACCCCCAUUCCACAAAGGCUCAGGAACGUCCACCACAUCCUGCCCCCAAUAUAAUUCUGACCCCAGGUUCAAUGUCAGGAAACAUGGACGGUCUGGUGCAGUCUGAUCCUAGAGUGACAACCAGGCUCAGUGAUGCCCUCACCAUCCCCAAUAGCAACUGUGAUGACUAUGGUGACCUGGAGCUCUAUCGCUCCUGGUGCUGCACCACCUUCUGCAAAGACUACCCCGACCUGCAGCUCAGAGGGGACCAUGUGGGAAACAGGAGCUCAGAGAGCCCGCGGCUGGAGAAUGAGGGGUUCGAAGGACCACUUCUUCAAUCUCAGGACCUGGGAGAGCUGGAGGCCUUGGAACCCACAGGGCCUGUGGAGCCUAGGGUGCAGGUGGAGUCCCAGCCCCUGCAGGAUGAGGGUUGCCUGGUCAUGGACAGCAGCAUCAUCACCCUGAACAGGGAGCCUCUAUCCAAUUCCAUGCUGAACGGCUAUCUGGAGAGUAAGCUGCUGGAGGUGUACAGACAGCACAUGCAGGACAGCCUGGCCCGGGGCAGCUCUCCCCUGGUCCAGACACCUCCCCAGGGCCUGAUACCAGCCCCAGUAAUGCAGCUCAGCCUGCAUCUCUGUCAGGACCAUGGCCUGGACUCCAGUACGGCCCAGAGCAUCGUCAUCCACUACCUUAGCACAUACACCGUGGCUAGCUCCCACUUCAGCUCCCCCAACCUGCGCAUCUCCAACCCUGAGCCUAGAAGAAAGCCCACCUGACUGAAACCAGCAGUAGUUUCACUUUGUCCUCCAACUAACAUACUUGAGAAUGGUCUACAGUUUUAGUUUCGUUUUCUCUGUACUGAAUCUGUAUACUUAGUGGUCAGUUGUAUUGCAUUCGGUUCAAUAGGUAAAUUAAAUUGAUAGUUUCAUUUUGUUGAAUUGUUAGAAGAAAUAUCUUUAGAAAAUGCCACAAUGUCCAUAAUAUCUACUUCAUAAAUGCAACCAGUUCCUAUAAUGUAAUACUUGGGAGCCUGAGACAAUCCCAAGCUUUCAAUUUGAAGGACAAAGAGGAGACAAACUGUAAGGUGAGGGAUAACUUAGUCCUUGUAAGCAUCUUGGUUCUUGUUUCUGAGAAAUGAUUCCUCACAGAUAUUGCAAAUCUGAAAUUAUAUUGUCAUAACCACAGACUAUUACUAAACAGUAAAAAAUA
Molecule: messenger RNA, 4309 nt
Organism: Oncorhynchus kisutch (coho salmon)
Lineage: Eukaryota; Metazoa; Chordata; Actinopteri; Salmoniformes; Salmonidae
Product: SH3 domain-binding glutamic acid-rich-like protein
Exons: 5
Coding region: 3070-3876 (268 amino acids)
Biological process (GO): regulation of toll-like receptor signaling pathway
Cellular component (GO): cytoplasm
Source: RefSeq, a predicted model, not a curated record